GGUUAACCUCCGUUAACCUCUGUUAAAAAGGUCCACUUAACAGACACCCGCGGUAGGUAUUGAAAUUACCUUGCAACCGAACACGCCCUAAAUGUAGCCUAAUCUUAUGAUGACAUGGUUAUUUCAUAGGUUUUUGUCACCGCACCACGCAAACUAAUCAUCCCUACAUCCCCACUUCAACAGCAGAACAUAUGACAAUCCUCAGUAUAUUACAGUUAAUCAUCACACUCUAGACAUUAGAAAUUGGGAAAGUCGGAGAGCAGAGAGCCAUCCGUGUAGCUAAUGCUCUUGAACCUAUCUUAUCCCGCCUCACUACGACCGCAAUGGCCGCAGAAGCUUCAUUCUCCACCCCUUACCUCCAACACCUAGACCCCUCGCAACCACAUAACUUCGAACUCCCUUCCAAGAAGAUCAACGAGGGUAACGAUGUAUCCACAUUCCUCACCUCCCUCGCCUACAGGGAUAUCAUGACCUUCAUCCUACAGCUCAAUCGCGCCAUGGUCCCUUCGAAAAUAACGGAGGAUGGCUCUCAACAUGUGCAAACCUGGCCCCUCAACUGCGAUGCGGUUGAGUUCUCAGAGCCCGUUCGUCGUCUGCAGUUAUUACUCUCGAAGAUAGACUCGAUAAUCGAUGAGGUACCCCCGGAUACGGGACCGAGGCGUUUUGGAAAUGUCAGUUUCCGCAAAUGGUGGGAGGAAGUGGAAAGACGGGCGCCGGAAUUGAUGGAUGAAUGUUUACAGCCUGAGGUGCUGCGGCAGGGAGCGCAAGGCCCCGAUUCGGUAUCUGCGAAGGAGGAGCUUACGACGUAUUUUCUAGGGAGCUUUGGGAGCCAACAGAGACUAGACUAUGGGACAGGGCAUGAGUUGAGCUUUGUGGCUUUUUUGGGUUGUUUGUGGAAGCUCAACGGGUUUCCGAAGGCUGGGGCGGGCGUGGAAGAAAGGGGGAUUGUUUUGGGUGUGAUUGAACCGUAUCUUGAGUUGACUCGACGCCUGAUAAGGACAUACACCCUCGAACCCGCAGGCUCACAUGGCGUCUGGGGCCUUGAUGACCAUUCUUUUCUUCCUUAUAUCCUUGGAUCUGCGCAAUUAUCUCCUCCAAUAUCAGAGUCAGACCUUACCCCUACUGAAGGCUCAUUACAGAACUCCCCGGAGCCAGCUACUGUCGCAAAAGCGAAUAUAGUCGAGAAGGAACGGAAAAAUAAUAUGUAUUUUUCAGCUAUUGGUUUUAUAUACGAUGUGAAGAGGGGUCCAUUUUGGGAGCAUAGCCCAAUGCUUUACGAUAUAUCCGGGAUUCGAGAUGGAUGGGGGAAAAUAAAUAAGGGCAUGAUCAAAAUGUACAAUGCCGAAGUCCUCUCCAAAUUCCCUGUCGUCCAACAUUUCCCCUUCGGUUCCCUUUUCCGUUGGGAACAUGAUCCCACAGCCGUGACAGUACCUCCAUCCGUCCACCUUUCGAACCGGCCGGAAAGGUCAGGCGAAAUGGCCUCUCCACCCCCCAUCAAUCCCGCCACAAGGGGAUUUCAAGGCACGAAAGCUCCUUGGGCAAAUCCGGCAGGCGGCAUGGGCGGGGGUGUGGGUUCUACCGCCCCUGGGAUGUCCGCACCCUUCGCGGCGGCGCAGCUUGGAACUAGACCUUUGCGUGCUCCACCAACUGCUAUGACCACGGCGCCAUGGAGCAGUAAUCGAGAUCGAGAGGCUGCGGGACAGUUCUCAGCGCCUAAUUCGCAGGCACCGACGAAGACACCUUGGGCGGGGGCGAGUGGAGGGCAGGAUGCAGGAUCAGAACAUCCCAUUUAGGGCGAAGAAAGAUCCCGCUGGUGGGCAAUGAUGGUCUGCACUGCAAUUUCCAUUCUGGAUGCUGCGGUGGUCGCAUCUCUAUACAAGAGGUAUAAGAGGAGAGGUACAGUUUUAUUACGUGGAGCGUUUGAAGAAAACUAUAACAGCUAUGAACCUUUCCAUAAAUGAGUAAAACGUUUGAGGAACGAAUUCAUGUAAGAUAGACGAUGUGAAAUAAAUCAAUACGGCCCGACUAUGCGUAGAUGAAUAGAACGAGCCUUGAACAAACUGUUAUACAUAUCUGCAUUUCAUAAUUCGUUGAUCUAAAUAUACAUUUUCCAAUGCCAAAAACGCCAGUGGGUAUCUCAUGAGUCAAAGGAACAUAAACAAGAGACAAUGUACAGUUUAUGUCAGAAAAAAUGAGGAAAGAAAA
Messenger RNA from Blastomyces dermatitidis ER-3, 2205 nucleotides. Its product is annotated as serine/threonine-protein phosphatase 2A activator 1. Gene Ontology annotation, molecular function: peptidyl-prolyl cis-trans isomerase activity; protein tyrosine phosphatase activator activity. Gene Ontology annotation, biological process: mitotic spindle organization. The transcript has 3 exons. The coding region runs from base 324 to 1793 and encodes 489 amino acids. Lineage: Eukaryota; Fungi; Ascomycota; Eurotiomycetes; Onygenales; Ajellomycetaceae. The record is from RefSeq and is a predicted model, not a curated record. Gene Ontology annotation, cellular component: protein phosphatase type 2A complex; nucleus; cytoplasm.